AUGAACGAAGCACUCGGGCUGGACGAACUCUCCGAAACUUCCAAAUGCUACCUCCAGGUCUUAGCUGAGGCAUAUGACAAAGCCCAUGGGUGGGACACAAGACGGCAAAUUCUUUCGAUGAUGAGUGGUGUUUCCAAUUAUAAUGAUAUCUCGAGAUUCAUACCUGGCUUAAGUAGAUAUCGUUUUACCAUAGCUAAUCUGCAUCGUCUUCAGCACGGAAGCGGCGCUUCAGUGACCCCCCAGCCUUCAUCAAAGAUAAGAGUCGACCCGAGACAACUGGAUCACGUCUUAUCUUAUAUAACAAGCCCCCAUUUGGUGCAAGAUCUGCCAUUUGGACAAAAAACACUGAAGCUCUCCUCUGGACAACUGGUUGAAGUACCCAAUGUUAUUCGCACCAUGAUACCGCAAAGGAUAGUGCGUCAGUAUACCCAGUACUGCAAAGAGACUGGAUUUGAGGCGUUCAGCGAGCGGACGAUGCUGCGUGUUCUAAAUGAAUGCAAGGCCUCGACCAGAAAGUCUCUCCAAGGCCUUGACUAUUUUGCAGCAGACGGGGCGCGUGCGUUCGAUGAACUAGAAGGCUUGGUUCUUCAAUUGGGGGAGCUUGGUCGUGGAAAGGAGUGGCAAGUGCGAUACGUGAAAUCAUUAAAGGUGGCCAAAUUCUACCUGAAGGGUGAUUUCAAGGUAAGCAACCGAAAGUGUGAAGAGUUCCAAGAAAAUUGGAUUAUGCUUUUCAAGCAGGGUGAUCUUAUUUCACAAAUGGAUGGAAGUAUGGCACGAAAAAACCGUUCCGAUGACAGGUCCACCCUGACUGGGAAAUAUACGUCGGUUUUUGCUCUUGGUAUUCGUUUUUUAUCAGUAUAAAUUAUGCUUGUAAUAGAUUUUAUCUUCUCAGAUUAUUGAGGUUAUUCGAUUUAGAUAACAUGAAGCAUACAAAUUGCAAAUAUUUUUUGUCGUUAAUGUUGCAGUAACAUGGUAAUCCAUGCUUUGUGUCAAGCUGUGUUUCUUAUUUUCACUCAGGUUCACGUGAGCUCUUCUUCUCCCGUUGCAAGUCAUUGCAGUGUAUUUACUCUGAGUGACACCGAAGAUUCUGACCUGCGGCAGCAAUGCAAACACAACCAUGACGAGCUCUGUGACCAAUGUGAAAGCUUGCAUUCGACCCUGAACGACAUAUCUACUGCGGUCGAUGAAGCAUCUUUUACCACAGAAUAA
Messenger RNA from Pocillopora meandrina, 1209 nucleotides. The record is from the annotation of a GenBank genome assembly. NCBI's taxonomy places the organism in Eukaryota, Metazoa, Cnidaria, Anthozoa, Scleractinia, Pocilloporidae.